Messenger RNA from Cajanus cajan (pigeon pea), 2088 nucleotides. RefSeq names its product CBL-interacting serine/threonine-protein kinase 1. The record is from RefSeq and is a predicted model, not a curated record. Lineage: Eukaryota; Viridiplantae; Streptophyta; Magnoliopsida; Fabales; Fabaceae. Gene Ontology annotation, biological process: protein phosphorylation; signal transduction. Gene Ontology annotation, molecular function: protein serine/threonine kinase activity; ATP binding.
UUUGUUGGCCAUCGAUCGUUUCAAAACAGGAAAAGCCAUUUAUGUUUAUUUCUUUCUUUCUUUUCCUUGUUUGCAAGUGAACCAAACAGAACAUAAACAUAAGCAGAAGCAGAAGCGGGUUCACUUGAUUUUUCCUUCCAAAUCUCGAUCCUCUCUCCCAAUCCAAGUAACCCCUUUUGCUUAUUCUCACAAAUCCCAUUCAUUUCGUUUUCCGUUACCUUUUCAAACCGUUUCAUUUGGUUACAUUUGCAUAACCCACAAAGUUCCAACACAUAAACAAGAGGACCCAGAAGGAUCGCUUCAUAAAGAAACAAACUUUUGGGUUUGUUUUGAUCGAUUUUGGCAUAUUGAGAAAAGGGUCGUGUGGAGGCACAAGUUUUUGCAAGAGGGUGUUUUAGAGAGAGAGAGAAAAAAAAAAAAAAGAACAAAGGCGUGUUUGGCGAUGGUGAUUUUGAACCUUGGGAGGAAGGAGGGGCAGGGAAUGCGACUUGGGAAAUAUGAGUUGGGAAAAACUCUUGGAGAAGGCAAUUUUGGAAAAGUGAAGUUGGCAAGGGACACCAAUUCUGGCAAACUUUUUGCUGUUAAGAUCCUUGAGAAGAGCAAGAUCAUUGACCUCAAUAACACUGAUCAGCAGAUAAAGAGGGAAAUAUCCACCUUGAAGCUCCUAAAGCAUCCCAACGUUGUUAGAUUAUACGAGGUCUUGGCUAGCAAAACCAAAAUCUAUAUGGUGCUUGAGUACGUGAAUGGAGGAGAGUUAUUUGACAAAAUUGCAUCCAAAGGCAAACUUAAAGAAGCUGAAGGUAGAAAGAUAUUCCAACAGUUGAUUGAUUGUGUGAGCUUCUGCCACAAUAAAGGUGUCUUUCACAGGGAUCUCAAGCUGGAGAAUGUACUUAUGGAUGCCAAAGGGAACUUAAAGAUAACCGAUUUUAACCUUAGUGCUUUGCCCCAGCAUUUUAGGGCAGAUGGAUUGCUGCAUACAACUUGUGGAAGUCCCAACUAUGUUGCUCCUGAGAUUCUUGCCAAUAAAGGCUAUGAUGGUGCAACAUCAGAUAUAUGGUCAUGUGGUGUUAUCUUGUAUGUAAUACUAACAGGAUACCUUCCUUUUGAUGACAGAAAUCUUGCAGUUCUCUACCAAAAGAUUUUUAAAGGAGAUGUUCAGAUGCCAAGAUGGUUAUCACCUGGCUCUCAAAACAUUAUAAAGAGAAUGCUUGAUCCUAAUCCUAAAACCCGGAUAACGAUGGCUAUGAUCAAAGAAGAUGAAUGGUUCAAGGAAAGUUAUACUCCUGCAAAUCCAGAAGAUGAGGAUGAGGAAGAGAAUGUAUAUAUUGAUGAUGAAGCCUUUUCCAUCCAUGAUGUGUCACUUGAAGCAGAUCAGGAGGGUCCAAGAUCACCAACCCUUAUCAAUGCAUUUCAGUUGAUAGGGAUGUCUUCAAGCCUAGAUCUCUCUGGCUUUUUUGAGCAAGAGGAUGUCUCUGAGAGGAAGAUAAGAUUUACAUCCUCCCAUUCACCGAAAGAUUUGAAUGAGAGGAUAGAAGACAUUGUAACAGAAAUGGGAUUUAGAGUCCAAAAGAAAAAUGGGAUGUUGAAAGUGACACAAGAGAGUAAAGAGCAGAAAAGUCUAGGUAGCCUCUCAGUGGCAGCACAGGUGAUUGAAAUAAGUCCAUCCUUGUAUGUGGUUGAGUUAAGCAAGGCUUGUGGAGAUGCUUCUAAAUAUAGACAGUUAUGCAAGAAGUUAUCAAAUGAUUUGGGUGUUCACCCAAAGCAACAAAUAGGAAGCACAGAAGAUUUGGAAGCCAGAUAAUGUGUAUAUUUUGCCUUUUUUUUUUUGGGGUGGGAUAGUUACGUAGGAGUAUAGAAAUAUCAAUUGUAUAUACCAUUUUCACCAUAGAGUUAGUGAUGUGCCUCUAUCUCUAUUUAGAUAAAAGAAGAGCACCAUUAUUUAUUUAUUUAUUUAUUUCAACCUCCAUCGAGUUUUGCCUCUAUCUCUAGUGAGUGAUGUUCUAGUCAACCUGAAUAAUGGCAUCAUGUUUGUAUCAUUGAAUUGAAACAAUGAAACAUCAAUUUAUAAUUUUUGAUGCGGAAAACAAA